CGGGGAAAACUGGGCUCAGGCGGUGACACUCGGAGCGCACACUCCGCGCCGGAGCCGCGACACCGCGGAGCGCAGCUAGCCGCGCCCCAGCCCGGGUGAAGCCCGCGCAGCAGCAUCCCCGCCCGCAGCCCUCCGGCGCCCUCCGGCAAGGGGACCCGAGCGCCUGCUCCUGCUCCGCCGGGACCGCCGCUCCCCGCUCCUCUGCGCUGCAACUUCGCCGCCCGGCCCGCGCCCGCCUUUGAAGUUUGCAACCCGACAAGUUGGGAAGCUUGGGCCGACUGCGUCUCUCUCCUUUAUCCGCCUCCGCCCUGCGCUGCGGUCCCGCGGUUCCUGGAUACGGUGCUCAGCAUCCCCGCGGCCGGAGCCGGGGACGCGGGCUGUUUCGCACGCCACACCUCGGGGAAGGAUUUUCUCCUCCACCCCCUAGGACGAACAAACCGAUUUUUAAGGAUGGUGCUGCCCUACUGGUGUCUGCUGUGGCUGCUGGUACCCCUCGCCUCAAGGACCCAGAAGCUGCCCACUCGAGAUGAGGAGCUUUUCCAGAUGCAGAUCCGGGACAAAGCAUUUUUUCAUGACUCCUCAGUCAUUCCAGACGGAGCUGAAAUUAGCGGUUAUCUCUUUAGAGAUACACCUAAAAGGUAUUUCUUUGUAGUUGAAGAGGACAAUACCCCACUGUCAGUCACAGUGACUCCCUGUGACGCACCUUUGGAGUGGAAGCUGAGUCUCCAGGAGCUGCCUGAGGAGACCAGUGGGGAAGGCUCAGGUGACCCCGAACCUCUUGAGCAGCAGAAGCAACAGAUCAUUAAUGAGGAAGGCACAGAGUUGUUCUCCUACAAGGGCAAUGAUGUGGAGUAUUUCAUCUCUUCUAGCUCUCCAUCUGGGUUAUAUCAAUUGGAGCUUCUUUCAACAGAAAAAGACACACAUUUCAAAGUAUAUGCCACCACUACUCCAGAGUCAGAUCAGCCGUACCCUGAAUUACCGUAUGACCCCAGAGUAGAUGUGACUUCCCUGGGGUGCACCACAGUCACUUUGGCUUGGAAACCGAGCCCCACAGCCUCUUUGCUGAAACAACCCAUCCAGUACUGUGUGGUCAUCAACAGAGAACACAACUUUAAAAGUCUCUGCGCAGUGGAUGCAAAGCUGAGUGCGGACGAUGCUUUCAUGAUGGCACCAAAACCCGGGCUGGAUUUCAGCCCCUUUGACUUUGCCCACUUUGGAUUUCCCUCAGAUAAUCUGGGUAAAGAACGCAGCUACCUGGUAAAGCCUUCUCCAAAACUGGGGCGGCACGUCUACUCGAGGCCCAAGGUUGACAUCCAGCAGAUCUGCAUCGGAAACAAGAACAUCUUCACCGUUUCUGACCUGAAGCCUGACACACAGUACUACUUUGACAUCUUUGUGGUCAACACCAACAGCAACACAAGCACCGCCUAUGUGGGUACCUUUGCCAGGACCAAGGAAGAAGCAAAGCAGAAGACCGUGGAGCUCAAAGAUGGGAAAGUGACAGACGUAUUUGUUAAAAGGAAGGGAGCAAAGUUUCUCCGGUUUGCUCCAGUGUCUUCUCACCAAAAAGUCACCAUCUUUAUUCACUCUUGCCUGGAUGCUGUCCAGAUUCAAGUGAGAAGAGAUGGGAAACUUCUUCUGUCUCAGAACGUGGAAGGCAUCCGGCAGUUUCAGCUGAGGGGAAAACCCAAAGGAAAGUAUCUCAUUCGACUGAAAGGAAACAAGAAAGGAGCAUCUAUGUUGAAAAUUCUAGCCACCACCAGGCCUAGUAAGCAGUCCUUCCCCUCUCUUCCUGAAGACACGAGGAUCAAAGCCUUCGAUAAGCUCCGCACCUGUUCCUCAGCCACAGUGGCCUGGCUGGGCACCCAGGAGAGGAACAAGUUCUGCAUCUACAAAAAAGAAGUGGAUGACAGCUACAAUGCAGACCAGAAGAAAAGAGAGCAAAACCAAUGCCUAGGACCAGACACGAGGAAGAAAUCCGAAAAAGUCCUCUGUAAAUAUUUUCAUAGCCAGAACCUGCAGAAAGCAGUGACUACAGAAACCAUUAAAGAUCUUCAGCCUGGAAAAUCUUACCUGCUGGAUGUUUAUGUCAUAGGACAUGGGGGACACUCAGUGAAGUAUCAGAGUAAAAUCGUGAAAACCAGGAAGUUCUGUUAGUCACCUGGUAUAGAGAUAUAUUAUGUAGAACCCCAGGAAGGACUUCGAAUCAUUUUACCUACAGACUGAGUAUUCACACAGCUGAAAAAAGUUGUGACUGGUACAAAUGGUGACCUUUGGAAGGAAGGAUAUCAGCACGUGUAUACUGAUGUUUAUAAAAGCCCGGAGGAGACUUGUUCUAGUGUACCCCCUUGGUACCUAGUCUGUGUCUGAUGUUGUUGAUGUCAAAGAUAGAGGACAUCUUGAAGGAACUGCCAUCCCUUGCUUUGACCACUGCAUGAACUGCUUCUAAAUUAUUUUAUUACCUAAAAAUUUAAAAUAUGCCAUUCAUUGCACACAUCCACAAAUGCAAAACAUUCCUCUCUAUAGAUGCUAGAAUAUAUAUAAAUUAUUUUAUAAAAUCUUGUUUUAAAUGUCAGUGUCUCUAUGAUUGUAAACUAUUAAAUUCUUUUCCUAUUAAAGUACAGAUCUAAUCUAAGUAUUAUUAAGUGGACAGCCCUCUAGUCAGUUAUAUUGCUGUUGUAAAUUCUUAUUUGUUGAGUAAAAUGUUUAAAUACUGUAUUAUCUCAUGUACAAAGUUGACAUGCAUUAUAUCCAUGUACAUAAAAUUAAAGAUAUUAGAUUAUAUACUGUUCAUUUUCCCAAGCAGCUACCCUGGUGUAUUUAAUUUUUAAUUUGUCCCCAAAACUGUGCUUUUCUGUUAUUUGGCAUCAAAUUUGAUCCUUUGUAAACAGUUAUAAGGUACUGCUGUAUCUCUCUGUAGUUACUAUGGUAUUAGAAACAAUUAUUAAAGUGUAUAUUUUGGCACUGAA
This is a messenger RNA of Chinchilla lanigera (long-tailed chinchilla), 2969 nucleotides long. RefSeq names its product neuron-derived neurotrophic factor (gene Ndnf). Gene Ontology annotation, biological process: extracellular matrix organization. Gene Ontology annotation, molecular function: protein binding. The record is from RefSeq and is a predicted model, not a curated record. The coding region runs from base 451 to 2157 and encodes 568 amino acids. The transcript has 4 exons. NCBI's taxonomy places the organism in Eukaryota, Metazoa, Chordata, Mammalia, Rodentia, Chinchillidae.